This is a messenger RNA of Parathielavia appendiculata, 1334 nucleotides long. RefSeq names its product alpha/beta-hydrolase. The record is from RefSeq and is a predicted model, not a curated record. The transcript has 4 exons. Lineage: Eukaryota; Fungi; Ascomycota; Sordariomycetes; Sordariales; Chaetomiaceae. Bases 173 to 1027 code for a protein of 284 amino acids. Gene Ontology annotation, molecular function: hydrolase activity.
CUAACUCGCACCCCGGAUUGUUUGGUUCGUAUCCCUGGUAGAAGUGUAACUAUCAAUCCUAUGCCCCAACGAAAUCCGGGCUGGGUGAGAUACGUUUGACCCCCACGGCGAUGGCAAACUCCAACCGCUUUUAAACAGCUCUGACUUCUUCCCAAAUUCAAACCCACAGGCGAUGCUCCAUUCCUCUGUUACAAGCACUCUGCACAAUUCCACCAUCAAAAUGCGAACAUCCCUCGCUGCUCUGCUGCUUUGGGGCGUCAGCCCCCUCGCCUCGGUUGCCUUUGCCAAGGUGUGCUCCUACGGGGAUAACCCGCAAAUCAUCGCUCAUGCUGGCGAGCCGGUGGGAAGGGAACAGAUGUACAACGGAGUCAACCUGUACAUCUCCAAGCCAAGCUGUAAGAAACCGAAGGUGGGCGUCUUGUACAUUACGGACGUGUUUGGCAUCCAGCACGUGCAGAAUAAGCUCCUCGCCGACUCGUUCGCCCGCGCGGGCUUCAUGGUUGUCGCCCCCGACAUGUUCGACGGCAAACCAGCGCCUAUGGACUUCAACACGCCCGGUUUCAACGCAACAGAGUUCACCCUCAAACACAGCCCCAACGCGACAGAUCCCAUCCUCGCCAAGGCAGUGGCUUACCUGCAGACGACGGGCGUCGAGAAGAUCGCCGCGACAGGAUACUGCUACGGCGGCCGCUAUGCGUUCCGCGUGCUCGCCGCCGGCAAGGGCGUCGACGCCGGCUUUGCCGCACACCCCAGUCUGCUUGAGGACGUUGAGAUCCAAGCCAUCACACGUCCCAUCAGUGUUGCUGCUGCUGAAAUCGACAACAUGAUGAAUUCCACGAGGCGCUCCCAGAUUGAGGCCUUGCUCGCAAACGGAACCCAGCCGUAUCAAGUCAACUUGUAUGGCGGCACCUCACAUGGAUUCGGCGUGCGAGCCAAUGUUUCGAACCCGGAGGAAAAGUUUGGCAAGGAAGCUGCUUUCUACCAGGCCGUGAGGUGGUUCGAUGCUUGGGCUGGCGGCGCGUUGUGAUGGGGCACCCUUUGUGUGUCGAGUGCCAGUGGGUGUUCCUCGAGUCCCUUCAGCUUAGAGUCACAGCUUUUCCGUAGACUUCUAAGUCGCGCAUUUCUGAGCCUGAUGACAACAUGGUGCUAGUUCAUAUAACUUGCGGUAUUGACUCUGUGGUGCUAUUCGCAGUCGGCUUUAUCCUGCCCAAGAUCCGUGAGGUCAUCACUGAGCUGGAGGCAUAUUGGACCAGGGAACCGUCAAGAGCUCUAAAAGUUCGGCUGUAUCCUUCCUACCUCUGUUCAUAAGAAAACCUUAACUAGUAACUUGCCGG